Annulohypoxylon maeteangense is the source of this 1999-nucleotide messenger RNA. RefSeq names its product putative GABA transporter. The transcript is spliced from 5 exons. Gene Ontology annotation, cellular component: membrane. The record is from RefSeq and is a predicted model, not a curated record. Bases 315 to 1928 code for a protein of 537 amino acids. NCBI's taxonomy places the organism in Eukaryota, Fungi, Ascomycota, Sordariomycetes, Xylariales, Hypoxylaceae. Gene Ontology annotation, molecular function: transmembrane transporter activity. Gene Ontology annotation, biological process: transmembrane transport.
GCUCCAAUGGCUUUACCCGACUCCCCCCUCCAUCCAAUCAAGAGUAGGUUCUUGAGCAGUUGAAGCGUUUGCGAAGACCGCGCUUGCCUUGCGAACUGCAAAGGCCUAGCAAAAUCCGAUCAUAUCGCCGUGACCACCUGCCUCCUUCAGAAUACGUGCUUGAUUGAGUUUCCAACAAUUCCCAUUUGAGAGUCACAUGUUGCCGUCUGCCGAAUUUUGGGGAAUGAUAUAUCACUUUAAUCCCUAGGAGUUGCGAAGAUUGUUGUUACUCUUCUAAAAAAUCACAAAAAUCACAAUCCUCGUCAUAUUUCGCCAUGUCCAAGGACAUCAUCGAGCCAAUUGAGCUUCGGCUCCCGAAUCAAUCCAACACGAUGUCAUUCCUAACAAAGUCCGAACACUCUAGUGGCUCCAAUCAAGAUGAUAUAAUACUCAGGCAGUUAGGAAAGCGACCGUUACUUAAUCGUAGCUUUGGCUUUAUGUCCAUCCUUGGACUAGCAUGCUCCGCCAUGUGCUCAUGGGAAGGGAUUCUUGUCACUUCCGUUCCUACUUUUAGCCUUGGGGGCCCGGCAGCUGUAGUCUGGGCGUUCGUUCUCGGGUGGAUUGGUACCAUAUCAGUGACCGCCACGAUGGCGGAGCUGGCAUCAGUCGCGCCAACCGCCGGUGGGCAGUAUCACUGGAUUGCCAUGAUAGCACCGGAGUCAUGCUCUGCGUUCUUAACCUAUGUCACCGCCUGGCUUACCACCUUGGCCUGGCAGGCGAUGGCUAUCACCUCCAGUUACACAACCUCCACGAUUCUUCUUGGCAUUGUCGUGUUGGCGAAUCCCACAUAUACACCGGUAUCGUGGCACACUAUCUUGACCAUGUGGGCGACAACGUCAUUUGCCGUACUAAUGAACCUAACUGGGGGCCGUAUGUUGGCAAAGUUCGAAGGUCUGAUACUUGUUCUCCAUCUAGCGGGCUUCUUCGGCAUAUUGGUUCCAAUGGUGUAUUUCGCGCCGCAUAAUACCCCAGAUUUCGUCUUUACUACGCUUUUCAACAAUGGAAAUUGGCCGACCCAAGGGCUGAGCUUUCUCGUCGGCUUCCCCACGGUUGCCACCGCGCUUAUAGGGGCCGAUUGUGCAGUUCACAUGUCCGAAGAGAUCCAAUCUGCAUCAAUAGUGGUACCAAGGGCAUUGAUGUACAGCAUUUUUAUAAACGGAGCUCUAGCAUUCGCAAUUAUUGUCGGUCUUAUGUUUUCCAUAUCCGACUUGGAUGCGGCAGUUGAGGCAGCAAACACGAUGUUUUAUUCAUUUCUCCAGAUUUUCCAAUCCGCGGUCAAGUCAACGACAGGCGCCUGCUUAAUGGCUGGCAUCAUCUUCGUGCUAUCCCUAGCGAGUUCGAUAAGCGUUUAUGCGUCUGCAUCCCGUAUGAUGUGGUCAUUCUCGAGAGAUAAGGGGCUUCCCCUAAGCGGGUACCUAGUGAGACUCACCAAAGAUAAGUUGCCGAUGAACUCUAUCCUAUCAACAACUGCAAUUACACUCGUGCUCUCUUUGAUAGUACUCGCACCUAGCGUUGCACUCUCCGCUCUGCUCUCGCUCGUCGUUGCCGCACUGUAUUCGUCAUAUCUCCUAGUGAGCUGCUUACUUCUAUGGCGCCGUUGUACUGGUGGCUUCAAACCAUAUACCCCUGGCAUAGAUAUUCACGAUUCCGGCUCCCCUACAUGGGGUCCUUGGAAACUACCUGAGCCAUUGGGAACCAUAAAUAAUUUCUUCGCUUGCAUGUAUAGCGCAUUGCUUCUAUUUUGGUCGUUUUGGCCUCAGACUACGAAUCCCACUCCAGAAACAUUUAACUGGAGUGUCUUGGUAUUCGGAUUUGUUCUCUUGUCUAGUAUCUCUUGGUACAUAGUCAAGGCAAGGCACUACUUUAAAGGGCCUAUUAAAGAGGUUUAAUCUGUAUAGAUAUCAUGGGUCUUUCAAGAACAUAGAUACAAUCUUACCAUGUUACAGGCUACUCCAAUAUC